AGCCCCGGUCACAGUCCUGGUCACGGUCCUGGUCCCGGUGCUGGUACUAGUCCUGGUCCCGGUUCCCUGUCUGUCCCGGACACCGCCGGCCCCUCAGAACCCUCUGCGGCCUGCAGGGGGCGCUCGGGAGCAGGCACCGCACAGGACACGGGCCGUUUGCGGAGCCCCGACCCGCUCAGCCCCGCAGCCACAGCCGGUUCUGCCCGAAUGGAGAUGGCCCAGCCGCUGGAGGUCUACCUGGACCUGAUGUCGCAGCCCUGCCGGGCCGUGCACAUCCUGCUCGCCUGCACCGGGAUCCCGCACCGGGUCCGGACCGUGGCACUGCGGAAAGGGGAACAGCGAGCUCCAGCCUUCACGGAGCUGAACCCCAUGCAGAAGUAUCUCGCCACGCGGUACGACGUGCCCGAUCACUGGUAUCCACGGCAACCGGAGAGACGCGCCCGCGUGGACGAGUAUACGGCCUGGCACCACACCAACACGCGGCCGCACGCCGCCAAAGUCUUCCAGCUGGAGGUGCUGCUGCCGGCCAGCAGCGGCGCCCCGCCGGACGGGCAGCGCCUGCAGGCGGCGCUGCGGCAGCUGGACACCACCCUGGGCCGGCUGGAGGCCGUGUUUCUGCGCCGGCAGCCAUUCCUCUGCGGACACGACGUCAGCCUGGCCGACCUGCUGGCCCUGUGUGAGCUCAUGCAGGUCAGAGGGGGGGGGCGGGGCCAGGAGGGCUCCUGGUCGGGGUGGGGGGGGCUGGGGGCUGGAGCAUGCUCAGCCUCGGGGGGGGGGGGUGGGCUCGGGGUCGGAGCAUGCUCCCUGUGUCCGCAGCCUCUGGGGGGGGGGCGGGACGUGCUAAAGGACCGCCCCCUGCUGUGCAGCUGGAGGGGCCGCGUGCAGGCCGCCACCGGCCAGGCCUUCCACGCCGCCCACGCCGUGCUGCUCGCCGUCGCAGAGCGCCGCCGGGCCCGGCUGUGA
Menidia menidia (Atlantic silverside) is the source of this 963-nucleotide messenger RNA. The record is from the annotation of a GenBank genome assembly. NCBI's taxonomy places the organism in Eukaryota, Metazoa, Chordata, Actinopteri, Atheriniformes, Atherinopsidae.